Molecule: messenger RNA, 1457 nt
Organism: Phaedon cochleariae (mustard beetle)
Lineage: Eukaryota; Metazoa; Arthropoda; Insecta; Coleoptera; Chrysomelidae
Source: the annotation of a GenBank genome assembly
GAGUAAGCUCCAGAGGUGCCGCAAAGUCCACAGUCACGCACAAAUUCGUGUAUAAAUACAAUACUGAACUUGGAAAUGAUAGAAUAUAAAACUAGCGUGGUGAAAGAGGAUUUUCUAGAUAAGGAUCACAGUGGCUACAGUGCUAGCCAAAAGUUGUCCUUGACUCAGCUUUGGGAAAUAAUUUCACGCACCAAACGUCUUCCAGAUGGACUAGAUGUGGACGCCCUCUACGCUGGAGUCCGGGAGAGACUCCGGGACCCCGAACGAGAAGUACGGCAACAUGCCCUGAGGGUCCUGAUGGACUUGAUCCCAGUCACUCAACCUCAGACCCUAGACAACCACAUGCAAGAUUUACUUCCGGUGCUGCUGUCCAAUCUGAACCAUCCGUCUCCAGCGUUGAGGAAAAGCGCCAUCGAUUGUCUCAGGAGGUACUUCCAACACAGCAAGAACUACGACAAGCUUCUGAUGGACCUGAUUUCGACUGAAGAUGAAUAUGUCAUUGCCGCAGUUCCUUAUUUGCUAAUCUCGAAAAUUAAGGGCGAAACGAUGGAUUUGGUUUUGGAUCAGUUGUGGAAAGACGUGAACAAUCCUUAUGUAAAUAAGGAAGUUGCUGCUACCUCCUUAGCUACAAUAGGUUACAGUUUGGGAGAGGAAAAAUUCAAAUCGCUUAUUGGGACGGCCAAACACAGCGAGCUCCAGAGAAUAUGUGAUACUUUCGGAAUCACCAACAAUUGCAUCGAAACCCAUAACGGCAAAGACUUGUGGAACCACAAGGAAGGCGACAGGGUCAUCUUGGAGACCGAAAUAACGUUAAGGACAGGGCCCGCCAUUACUAUGAAAAUACACGAGGAAGGCAGAGCAGGGGACUUUUUUGAAAAUUUCGGAAGGAAUCCUAGUCAGAUGCUGGGAGUCAUCAACUUCCUGGAAGAAGACAGAGACAGCGAUUUCGACGAAACGAUCAAAAGAACUCCGAGAAAAGUGCGUUUUGGCGGAGAAUCAGUGAAAUUGCGGACUCCCGAGAGCGACGGCAGUGCCAACGAGAGAAGCGGCAACGUCGGCGUCAUCAGUAUAACUGUCACUGAUGCCGUUUCGAUAGAGACGAAACGUAGCUUGAUACCGGUGAGGAUAAGUUCACUACCGGCGACACCUAGGAAGGCUAUUCACGGUGAUAUCAAGAAGAGAUUGCACAAAUCUACGCCAGAUCUGGCUGGUAGGAGCAGAUUGUCUAGGAUACCGUUGAAAAAGAAUUCCAAUCUUGCAGAUACAUUGAGACUGACAAUGCCACAGGAUACAAUAGAGCAACAUAUGACCAACGAGAAGUCAAUCAAUCCAGUUCACUCAUCAGCGAAUAAGAAAAACAGCAGUAAUUCCAUCCAAGUGAACAAGAACAAAAGAGAUGUACUUAGCCCCAGUCCAGCACACAAUGAAAUCGAAGUUUUCCACAAUCUAACUAGAAG